CUGGGACUGCGACAAACGCACUCAAAUGCGACUCUUCCGCGGCCACAAGGCCCCCCCCCCCAAGGCUCCCCCCCAAGGCUACCUGGUCUCUGGUGGCCGAGAUGACCUGAUCAAUGUCUGGGACACAACCAUCGAGCGAAUAGUCUACAGCCUGCCCCAGCCCAACGCAAAUAUUGCCUCGAUCGAUUUCUCCUACUGCAACAAUCUGCUGGUUGUUUGGAGCCAGGACUGCCAUCUGAGCCUUUGGGAGUUUCAGCUGCUCGUCAAGUGCCCCGAGAAGAAGGUUUCGUCCACCCAAAGCACCAAAGCAAGUGAGCUGGCGCUAAUCAGCACGAUUCAGGCCUGUAAAAAUGGAAUUUUCCUUCAAAGUGGGUUCGUCGGUCGCGAUGCCCUGAUUGUCAUCUGGACGAUGAGUUCUCGGAAGGUAAUAGCGUUAAGCCCGAAAGCAGCCGAGAAGAAGACUGGCGUUGUGAAGGCUCUUGAAACUUGUACUUUGAAUACAGAGAAAUGAUGAGAUUGAUGCAGAAAUAGCUUCUCGGACCCAGGCGCUGAGGCGAGUCAUCGAUGGAAAGCACCGUGGAUUCCAUGAACAUACAUUCGAUUCAUUUAUAUAAACGUAAACAUACACAGCCCAAACUUCAAACAUUAAAACUAACCAUUCGGA
Molecule: messenger RNA, 664 nt
Organism: Drosophila persimilis
Lineage: Eukaryota; Metazoa; Arthropoda; Insecta; Diptera; Drosophilidae
Exons: 2
Coding region: 26-511 (161 amino acids)
Molecular function (GO): protein binding
Source: RefSeq, a predicted model, not a curated record